Messenger RNA from Passer domesticus (house sparrow), 9202 nucleotides. RefSeq names its product collagen type XXIV alpha 1 chain (gene COL24A1). The coding region runs from base 848 to 7903 and encodes 2351 amino acids. The record is from RefSeq and is a predicted model, not a curated record. NCBI's taxonomy places the organism in Eukaryota, Metazoa, Chordata, Aves, Passeriformes, Passeridae. Gene Ontology annotation, molecular function: extracellular matrix structural constituent conferring tensile strength. Gene Ontology annotation, biological process: extracellular matrix organization. The transcript is spliced from 78 exons.
AUAGUUUUCGGAUAAACUGUCAGAAUGUAAACUGGGGAUGAAUUUUUAAGCAGUCGUUCAGAAAGAAAGCGUUUAUUAAAAGACGUUUGGAUAAACAUAUACUGAGAUGCAACUAGGCAUUAGCACCAAAACAUCACAAAGAGACGUUUUGAGAACCUUGAGUACAGUAGCAAAACUCAAUAGCUGUAAUCAAGCAAAUCAGGAGAAGGUAGUCUCACUUUUAGUAAUUUCCAUUAUUUUAACAUCUCUCUGUAUGUAUAUUGAAUAUUCAAGAAGAAAAGAAAGGACCUUUGACAUAGCCGGGAAUUAGAAAACAUUUACAUUGUGGCAUCAUUGGUAGCAGCUUAAUAUACCCAGCUUGAAAAUAAUCCUGGUUGUUCAGUAAAGUAAUUUAUUUCAUAAUCCAAAUAGUGAGUAAUGUGUGGCUGAAUUUGAUAAAGUCAAAGGAAAUCCUAUGGCAUUGUGACAAGAGGUGAAUUCCAGAGAAGGGAAAUAGCUAACAAUCAAAGCAAUCUUGCUUACAUGCCGGUCAGAUUCCAGGAAUUAAAACCAAAACAAAACCCAGGCUGUGUACAGUUCCUGUUGCACCUUUUAUCCUGCUAAGAACAGGGCCUGAAAGCUAUUGUGUGUGUGUGUGUGUGUUUCCUUUUCUUGAAUAAUUUUACCUUUUUCAGCUUGUCUAGUUUAUACAUGGGUAUAAAUGUUUGCAUAUAAAAGGUAUAUGACAAGUUUUUUUCUAUUUCCUAAAAUUAAUGUUGUUGGCAUACAGAAGUCCGAGGAGUCUCUCUUUCAAGGCCCAGUACUAUAUGACCUGAUGAAAGCUGAUUACAGUCAUCAUUAAAUCAAAAUGUCGUCAUUAUCACAAGCAUCAUUAUGUUUACCUGUACAUGACUGUAUGGCUCCUUCCUUGGACUUUGAUCUUCAGGAAAAGUUUGUUCUUCACAAUGUUGAGGGAAAAACAUGUGUACCACCUGAAGAAACAGGAAAACUCUGUUCACAGAUUCAGCCAGAUAAAAAGGAUUGUCACAGAACUACAACAGCCAUCCAAGACGGGAAGUAUUUUACUGAUCUGAGCAAAGAAUCUGACAGUUUAGGACACCAAUUAAACAGUAAAAGCAUUGACACUUGGAUGCAGGAGCUAAGUGAAAGUGAAAUUCAGAAUACUAAUCUCAGGAAAAAAAUACUUGAAAGGGAGAAACAGAUUAAAGAACUUUCAUCCAUGCUCCAGUGUGAAAAAAUCAAGAUACAGAAAAGGAACCGCUUGUCAGGAUCAGUAAAGGAAGUACAAGCUCACCUGCAGCGUCAGAUUGAAAGAAAAGAAGCAGAAAAUUAUGAAUUAAAAGUGAAAAUACAGACUCUACAAAAUAAAAUAGCAGAGUGGAAACAUCAAAUUGGUGAAUACAAGUGCCAGAAGUUAGCCUUAAAGGAGACAAGUGAGCAAAAGAAGAUAGCUCUGGAAAAAGCAAUAAGGUCCCAGAAACGAAGAGCUCAGAGCUUAGAAGAAGCUGUGAAAGACAUAACCUCUAAAAUAAAAGAACAUGAAGUCAAACUGGGUAAGAUACUGUCAGCCUCUGAUGUCUGGAAAAACCAGCACGAUAGAAUAGUUGAAGAAAAGACAAUGUUAGAAGUUCAAAUAGAAGAUCUUGAGAAUCAGAUCAGAGGCCUGAUGGAAAAUGUGGAAAGAAGGGAGGAAUGGAGAAGAAGCUCAGAAGAGGAAAUUCUUGAAAAGCUAAAUGCCGUUAACUCUGAAAAUGAAAAGAUUUACCUUGAAAACAAAAAAUUAAAGGCUUCCCUUGCUGCACUGGAGAAAAGUACAGUGGCUGUUGAAUAUGAGUUGCUUCAUCUGCAAGAAAAAGCAAAGCUGCAGGAAAACCUUGUAGAACAGCAUAAAAAUGAGGUACAAAAAAGACAAAUUGCUGUGAAAGAAUUGAAAUCCAGAUAUAAAACAGUCUUAAAUGAAAACAGAAAAAUAACAGAAAACAAAUUCUUAGAAGCAGAUAAGGUGAGGCACAAAACGGAGGCUGAGUUAAAGGAGUUAGAACAUGUUUGUGACUUGCUGAAAGCAGCUGAGGAGAACCAGCAAAAGCUUCUGGCUUGGGAAAGGAUCCGUGUGCAGAAAUGCAAAACCCUCAGGGAGCUGGAGCUUCAGCCUCAAAAUGAAUUUUCCUGGACUCUUUUUUUCUCUGACAUCAAUUUCUAUGGCAGGGACAACCAUAGUGUAACUUCUGUGGGCAAUCUUUGCUUAGACGGAGAGAUCUGUAACAUUCAGAAGAAGUAUGAAGAUCUUCAAAGGCAAUUAGAACAGGUGGAAUAUCAGAAUGAAGAACUUGCUUACCAGGUCAGGAAAGAAGAUGAGAGUCUUCAGAGCAGCAAAUUGCAGCUUGAAGAGAAAAUUGCAGAAUAUAAUGCAUUGACCAGACAACUUGAAUCUGCUUUGGAAGAAGGGAGAAAAAUGGUAGCUGAAGAAUGGGAAAAAAUGUCAUACAAAGAACAAGCCUUUCAGACAAAACUGCUGCUUCUUGAAGCUGAAGUGAGAAAGAGGCAAGAAGAAAAAAAACAACUCCUCUGCUUAUUUCACCAUAAUGAAAAGCACCAUGAAGUACAUUUGAAAGAGCUGGAGAACAGCCUACAGAAGAAAACAUCUGUUGUGGGCAGGAGAAACAGGUCAGCCAUGGCUGUGUGUCCUGUUGGCUGGGCACACGUGGGGAAUGGAGCUGAUGUUCCUGACAGAAACCAUUGUGUUGUCCAUGGCACAGCAUGCAAAGGCCAGUGCAUGACAGCAGCAGCAGGAAGGAAGAAGAACAGGAAGAAUAGGAAGCCUUCAAUGGUGGCUCAUGAGACUUGCCCUACUAAAUCUGCAGCAGAUGAGUGGCAUGGAGGUGCAUUAAGGAAAGCUCUCCUUUUCAUUGCAACAUGUAUAGCUGUGGGUGUCGCACAAGUAUCCAAACAAGCAAUAGAUGUUCUUCAUCAACUAGGCCUUGUGAAAGAUGUUCAAGAGCCUUCAGAGACAGCAGUGCCCUCAACAUCCUCUCUGUUACCUCAGGGUGUUCGUCUGACUGCAUCAGGAGUGGUGCUAAGCAAUGAUGCACAUAUCGAGUCCCACGUCCCUCAAGUCAUCCCGUCAAACCUAGGGCGUCAGUUCACCUUAUUGGUUGGGUUGUACUCUUACAGAGCCAGUGAUGCUUUUCUUUUCAGCGUUAGGAACAAGAGCAGGCUGCAGUUUGGUGUGCAGCUGCUGCCGAGGAAGGUAGCGGUGUACACCGGAGGGAAGCAGCCCGUGUACUUUGAUUAUUGUGUUCAUAAUGAGCAGUGGCACUCAUUUGCCAUUGGCAUUGGGGACAAGACUGUCUCGCUGUUUGCUGAGUGUGGGAACAAGCACUACAGCAGUGAAGUACUUUCUGAAGUGGAGACAUUUGACUCAGAGGGUGUAUUUACCCUGGGAAGGAUGAGCUCUCACUCUGUCAGCUUUGAAGGAGUUAUAUGUCAGCUCGAUAUUAUUCCCUCUGCAGAAGCCUCUGCAAACUACUGUCGGUAUGUGAAGCAGCAGUGUCGCCAGGCUGAAACAUAUCGAUCGCUGCCUGGGGCUCCGCUUCUGCCAGAGGGGCUGGAUGCUUUUGCAAUGAUCAUUGAUGAGGAAAACCAGGAAGAUAUAUCAGCUUAUAGAUGGAAAGAGGUAUCAAACAUGCCUGUUACCAACGUUGCUCAGAUUCGCUUUUUACCAGACCACUUUGAGUUAAGAAAUGCCUCUGUAUGGGAGUUUGCAGAGAACAAACCUCUGUUGCUGGAAGCUUUGCCUCAAACAGAACUUCAGGAGAAUAUCGACCUGGCUCUUCAGCAGCAGGAGAUGAGCAGAAAAAGAAACAUCACUAAAACCCCUGCAGGAUCAUAUCCAAAUAGUUCAGCUAAUACCACAGGAGAUGGAGGCAGACGUAGUGAGCCUUCUCUGAUCUCCCCUGUAAAACAGAGUAAAACUAAAAGCAAGAGAAUGGAAAAAGCAAAACAGCAUUUGGAUGUACUAAACAAAAGGCAGCAAACCUUCAGCACAACCCCGUACAAUUUGCCUGCUGAGCUCCCUCUGGAUAAUCAACUCCAUCCGGGGCAGGAAGGUGCAUUAGAUGCUGAAGAGACUUACCAUACAGAAAACACUUAUGCAAAUGGUAUUGAUAAUUAUGCUUAUGACUAUGAAGAUCUUGGCAAAAUGUUUGAAAGGGGAAGUGUCAGAGGUCCAAAGGGGGAAACUGGACCUCCUGGUCCUCCAGGUCCUCCAGGUUUACCUGGUCCUUCAGGGAAGAGAGGUCCUCGGGGUAUUCCAGGACCACAUGGGAACCCAGGUCUGCCAGGAUUGCCAGGUCCCAAGGGCCCUAAAGGAGACCCAGGAUUCUCUCCAGGACGAGCAAAAUGUGGAGAAAAGGGUGAUCGAGGUCCCAUGGGCUCUCCAGGCCCACCUGGGACCAAAGGCCAGAAGGGUCUUAAGGGUUACCCAGGACUGCAAGGGCCACGGGGUGAGCAGGGAAUUCCAGGAAUGGCUGGCAGUAUUGGGGCAGUUGGUUACCCUGGCAGGCAGGGCCUAGCUGGACCAGAAGGUAACCCAGGUCCUAAAGGAGUAAGAGGUUUCAUUGGACCUCCAGGUGUGGCAGGACAACCAGGACCUGAAGGAGAAAGGGGUAUCCCAGGCCUCCAUGGAAAAAGAGGUCCUAAAGGGAGACAGGGUUUUCCAGGUGACUUUGGAAAUAGAGGCCCCCCUGGUCCCGAUGGAAGUCCUGGAAUUGUUGGUGGUGUUGGUCCUCCUGGAUUUCCAGGACUAAGAGGAGACAUUGGGCCAGCAGGACCGAGUGGACCAUCAGGAAUUCCAGGGCCCACGGGUUUCCCAGGGAGUGUGGGACAGCCUGGAAUGAAAGGUGAUAAGGGUGAACAUGGCCUUGCAGGAGAGCCAGGAGAUCAGGGGUACCCAGGAGACAAGGGUGCUCUUGGUUUACCAGGACCUCCAGGGAUCAGAGGAAAACCAGGACCCCCAGGGAAAAUUGGAGAACCUGGACCCCGUGGACCAUUGGGUCCUCAAGGACCCGAGGGUUUUCCAGGAGAUAUUGGUGUACCUGGAUUAAAUGGCCCUGAAGGUCCUAAGGGAGCUCUGGGUGACCGAGGGCCUCCAGGGCCACAAGGCCCCAAAGGAGUUGAGGGAGAAGUAGGACCAGCUGGACCCAUUGGGGGAGUCGGCCCAAGAGGAAAACCAGGACAGAAAGGUUAUGUAGGUGAUCCUGGACCAGAAGGUUUAAAGGGAGAACAAGGAGACCAAGGAAACCUUGGAAAAACUGGUGAAGCAGGAUCAGCUGGCUUACCUGGAGAAGCUGGGCCAUCUGGAAACCUGGGUGAAAAGGGAGAGCGAGGCAGCCCAGGACCUGUGGGCCCUCCUGGAGAAAAAGGUGUCAUGGGCUAUCCAGGACCUCCAGGAGGCCCUGGACCUGUGGGGCCAGAAGGACUACCUGGAUCUUCAGGGGCACGAGGACCAUCGGGGCCAGAGGGACCGAAGGGAAGAAGAGGGCCAAGAGGUCUCGAUGGUCCUCCAGGAGAGCUGGGAACAGAAGGUGUUAAGGGAGAAAGAGGUGAUCCAGGAAAGAAAGGAGUUCCUGGGCUCAUUGGUAAAGCUGGAAAUCCAGGAGAAAGAGGAGAUCAGGGUGCACUUGGUUUGCUUGGGCCUCCAGGAGCCACAGGAGACAGAGGACCAAUGGGAGAGCCAGGUCCAAGAGGACAACCAGGGGAUGCUGGCCCUAUUGGAGAAACGGGUUUUGAGGGACCUCCUGGCCCUGAGGGAGAACCUGGUCUGCAGGGGGAACCAGGCACAAAGGGAGACAUUGGACCUGCUGGGAAGGCUGGAGAGCCAGGUGACCAAGGCUUGAGGGGUGAGCCAGGGCCUCCAGGAGAAGACGGUGUUCAAGGAAAAGAUGGCCCAAAGGGAGACCCUGGAGACCAGGGACUUGUUGGAGAAGGCGGUGAGAAAGGAGAGAUGGGAUUACCAGGAAUUGCUGGGCCCCCUGGUGAACCCGGCCUAAUGGGAAUUCCUGGCCCUGAAGGAAUACCAGGAAAUCCAGGUCAGAGGGGCCGUUUAGGAAAGAAGGGGGAAAAGGGGCAGCUUGGCCCUCCAGGAGAAACUGGACCUGCUGGUGAUUCUGGCCAACCUGGAAAAACUGGUCCUAAAGGUGCAAGAGGAACUCGAGGUCCCACGGGACAUCUAGGAGGAAUGGGACCUGAAGGAGAGCCAGGAAUUCCAGGUUAUGGGGGUCACCAGGGUCCUCCAGGGCCCUCAGGGCCCCCAGGCCCCAAAGGAGAAAAGGGUUACCCAGGCGAAGACAAUACAGUCCCUGGAUUACCUGGGCCCAUAGGUGAACCAGGUCAAAGUGGUGAACGUGGAGAUAGAGGAGAGCCUGGUGAUGAGGGCUACAAGGGUCAUACAGGUCUUCCAGGACUUAGAGGACCUAUUGGACAACAAGGACCUCCAGGAGAGCCAGGUGAAUUGGGAGAGCAAGGACUAAAAGGAGAAAGAGGUUCAGAAGGACCCACAGGGAAGAAAGGAGCAACAGGCCAAGCAGGCAAAGCUGGAAUUCCUGGAAAACCAGGGCCACCAGGACAGAAAGGAGUAGUUGGGUACCCUGGACCAGAAGGCAUUCCUGGGAACCCUGGAAAGACUGGGCUGUCAGGAAAGCCUGGCCCCAAGGGCAAUAAAGGAAACUCAGGCUUACCAGGUCUGGCAGGUUAUCCUGGAGCUCGAGGUCCCAAGGGGUUGCCAGGCAUGCCAGGGCCCAUGGGAGCACCUGGACUAAAGGGUGAGAAAGGGCUUCUAGGUCAUCCAGGAAAGCGAGGCAGAAGAGGCCUUCCAGGAUCCCAAGGUGACCAAGGGUCAGCAGGAGACACUGGGCUGAAAGGACAGAUUGGAGAAGAUGGAGAUCAAGGUUUAAUGGGGUUUCAAGGAUUCCCAGGUCCAAAAGGCCCUGCAGGGGACAUUGGCUUAGUUGGAAUUCUGGGCCCGAAAGGUCCAACAGGCCAAGUUGGAUAUAUUGGCCCUGUUGGUCAAGAAGGCAAAGCAGGCCCAGCUGGCAGGCCUGGACCGAGAGGUGAAAAGGGCACGAGGGGUGAAAUGGGGCCUCAGGGACGGCAGGGCCAGCCUGGACCACCUGGACCACCUGGACCACCAGGACCAAGGAAACAAGUGGAUCUCAAUGCUGCUGUUCAAGCUUUGUUUGAGUCAAAUGCUGCCUUGCAGAUGGAGAAAUACCAGAAUACUGAAGUAACUUUACUAGAUCAGAGUACAGAGAUACUCAAAACGCUCCACUACCUUAGCAAUUUACUGCACAGCAUCAAGAACCCUCUUGGCACACGGGAUAACCCAGCACGCAUCUGCAGGGAUUUGCUCCAUUGUGAACCGAAAGUGUCAGACGGAAAAUACUGGAUUGACCCAAAUAUUGGAUGUCCUUCUGAUGCCAUUGAAGUUUUCUGCAACUUCACUGCAGGUGGUCAGACAUGUUUAACACCACUGUCUGUGACGAAGCUGGAGUUCGGUGUUGGAAAAGUGCAGAUGAACUUCCUUCACUUACUGAGCUCAGAAGCAACCCACAGCAUCACAAUCCAUUGUCUGAACACACCGAUGUGGGGAUUAGCCACAGCAGGUGGCCAGAAGACAUCAAUUACCUUUAAGGGAUGGAAUGGUCAAAUAUUUAAAGCAAAUGCGCUACUGGAACCCAAAGUGCUGCUGGAUGAAUGCAUGAUUGUAGAUGGCAGCUGGCAUAAGACACAGUUCUUUUUUCACACUCAGGACACAAAUCAGCUUCCAGUUGUUCAAGUUAAUGCACUUCCUCACCUCAAACCAGGACAGCAGCACUUCAUAGAAAGUGGCUCCGUAUGCUUCCUUUAAGGUUUCUGUCCUGGGUUUCUUGUGGCAUCACCAUGGAGUUGCUGCACAGAUUGAAUAUAAAUGUAAUGAUCCAUUGCAGGCAAAAUUACUAGGAAACUGAAGAAUCAUUUCAAGUGUUGUUGGUUAAAGAACCUCAGGAAGAAAAAGACUUCCUCCUAAGGAGAAAUGACAUUGAAAAAAAUAAAAGAAAGAAAAUACUAAAGCAAUUUUCUUAAAGUAUUUAAAAAUAAAUUUCUUGGUGCUUUCUUGCAUAAUUUUCUGGAAUGGAGUAUCUGAACAUGGAGUUUUUCAGGACGUCAGGUGUUCUGAGCAAUCUUUUCAACAGCACUGCACAAAAACCAUCCUGAGGAAAGCUGGAGACGUAUGAUACUGAGGAGCAAUACCUGCUAGUGCUCCUAAAUGUGCAAUAGCUUUUAUAUGAAAAGUGAACCAUGCCACAGUACAAUAAGUGUUCUUUUCUUAACCAUUGCUUUAUUCCAGUCCUUGGUGGACGCACACAUCUGAACAGAUGGCACACUACCUCUUUUGUGUUUCCUGUCCGUGUUGCCUUGGUGCUCUUCAUAACACAGGGUGCUUGUGGCCUUAGCAGAGAUUGAGUCCCUUUUUACCUUUCAGACUGUAUGUGCUGGUUACAUCAGGAUAUGUUUCUGUUGUGAAGGUACUUAUUUUAAACCAUUGGUCACAUACUUCACGUAAUUGAAAACAUUAUUUAUGUGGAUUUCUUGUUUAAAAUAUUUUUGUGUGUACUAUUUUGGAAAUGGUGUAUAAGACAGCAUAUUGUAUAUGAUGCAUAUAACAUGUUUCUGUUACAGCCAUUGUGAAAAUUGUAAGAACUUCUACCUAAAGUAGUUUUGACUUUUAAAUUCUGUAUUUCAGUUAACAUUGCUAAUGCCAAAGCCAUCUUAAGAUGAUAUAUUCUGUAUAUAUUUUGUAACUUCUGAAAAGAUCCACUAUAAUGUGUCUUCUGAAUGGCUCCUGUUAAAUUAUAAUCAGCAUUUCAUCCUCUUAGAAAUUUUUUUUUUUUUUUGCAAAAUUUAUUAGAUCAUUUUAGGUUUUUGAAAUUAAGCCUAAAAUGCUCAGUGAAGGUGGUUUUUUAAGUAAAAAAGAAGAGUUUUACUAUUAGGAAAAGCACUCUUUAUAUUGAUAUGCCUCUGUCUAUUAUCAAUUCAAAGUGUGCUCAGCAGUACAUGGCAAGGUGAUACUGGACUGUAUUUGAGGGAGCCUGGGAGUGUUCAAAAAACCUGUCUUCACUGCAGUAAACCACACCACCAAAGUAUAAUAAAAUAAGCUUCCAAGCUG